UCGGCCACACCAAGGAGUAUGGUGCAUGGUAUUUAUCGCAAGUCCUAUCCCAAACCAACAAAGCCGAUCAACUAUUGCAAGUCGCAGCUCUGCCCAGGGAAAGUACGUCACCUGACCUGUGAUUCGAAACACAACAUCGAAGUGGGCCCUGAACUAUCACAUGGAGCCGUUCAGAACUGGCUCUGGAAAUCAUUCAGUACGAAUAUCUGGAGAGAGCGGCACAACACAGAGAACGGCAGCAAAUAUCGAAAGCACAGGGAACAUAAAAUGAAUCCAACUAUUAACAAUCCACGUUCCCCAUUCACCCGCUCGCGGUGUAUUUUCAGAUCCAUGGGAUCCUUCGUCUUUACCGACCAGCAGCAGCAGCAGCAGCAGCAGCCGGGGCUGGAGGUCCCCCCCGAAGGUUCCGCCGACAAGAAUGGACUCAAUGCGAUGCCCUUCCUAGGCCAAAUCCACACCAGUCCUCUGCUGUCCCGCCCAAUGGGUCCAAUAGGUCACUCUCACCCCACCACCUUCCCUCCGAUGGGGGAUUCAGAUGGAUUCAAUGCUGUGCCACAGAUGGCUUCGAUGGGACCACCACCCGUGUUGAGCUCCCUCUGGACAGGCGGCGCUUCACCGGACAGCCGCGGAGACUACUACGACGACCCCUACGAAGAGUACUCCGACUGUCGCUACGAGGGCGACUACGAGGGCGACUACUCGAUGCCCACCGAGGAGGACCAAGAGGAGGAGUCGUGCUCCUGUCAGAGCCAGACCUGUCAGAGCCAGAGCGAGUUCAGGUCGAUAGAGCGCACCGAGUCGGACUCGGAGUGGGGGGAGCUCUCCGACGGCCCUCCCCCAGGGUCUCCCCGCUGGAGUCCCUCGGCGCAGUCGUGCUCUCCACAAUGCAGCCGGAGCACCGUCAGCGCAUGGUGGCCUUGUACCACCUCGUCUUGGAGACCGCUGUGGUCAAGGUCGUGCUGCUGGUGUUGCAACUGCUGUGCUGCGCGGUGUUCUGGCUGGUCGAGAAGACCGUGGGCUUCAACGAAACCGUCGGCUCGAAGCGCCACCGAUUGUGGAACAGCAAGUUCAAGCUGCGCCCCAUCCAGCGCCAGUUGCUGUGGCGCAUGGCCAAUGCCCGGGGCGACGAGACGCUCGUCUUCUUUGCCGUGCUAAUGACCACGCCCUGGCUGUUCUCCCUCAGCCGCCUGGGAUUCAUCCUGUCCCUGGCGGCGCUCCUGAAGAAGACCGUCGAGCAGCUGGUGUUCCAGAUAC
Molecule: messenger RNA, 1254 nt
Organism: Drosophila miranda
Lineage: Eukaryota; Metazoa; Arthropoda; Insecta; Diptera; Drosophilidae
Exons: 3
Coding region: 19-1155 (378 amino acids)
Source: RefSeq, a predicted model, not a curated record